Molecule: messenger RNA, 13371 nt
Organism: Patella vulgata (common limpet)
Lineage: Eukaryota; Metazoa; Mollusca; Gastropoda; Patellidae
Exons: 2
Coding region: 351-4049 (1232 amino acids)
Source: RefSeq, a predicted model, not a curated record
CUGGCUUAAGGGAAGCUAAAAUCCACUUCUAUAGAAGUUGAACGGUGUUUCCCCAAUAACAUGUUUAGAAAUCCGCCAUUUUGAAUUCGGGAAUUCUGGGUACGAGCGCAAAAUGGCGAGGAGUUGAAAGAGGCCGUCAAACAAGACUUGACAAGAACCAGAUGUAAUUUUCUCAUGGCUAAAUAAGGGUUCACCAUGGAUUAACCAAGUGAAAGACGAUUUCGAAAUUUUGACAACUUUUAAAUGGCUGACCGUUGGAACUUAAAAUCAAAAUUUGACUAGAAAUAAAAGUGUAUGUGUUUUAUGUUGGAUAUAAUUAGUGGUGUACUGUAGGAACAAAAACAAACAUAAUGAGUAGAAGAAAGCAAGUAAAACCAAUACGGGUAUCUGAUACAGGAUCAAUGGUACUGCCUCCACAAACAACUGUAUUAGAUUUUAGUAAUGGGGGUGCAAAUUUCCAAGAAGAAAAUGGUGUUGAUCAUGAAGGGGAACCAAUGGAUAUGCAUGUUGCAAUUAUAUCAUGUGAAAAAUGUCCCGAAACUUUUCCAUCUGAAGAUGCAUUAAAUGAUCAUGUACGGAAUCAACAUUAUGAACCAAAGAUAUCUCAAGUAGACUUUCCAACAGCAUAUCAUCGUUUGGGAAGUGAAUUACAACAGGAAACUGUUUUCAUACCAAAUGGUCACAAUAACAACAAAGAUGAAUUGCCUACUAAAGUAAAAGAAGUAGAAACACCACCUAAACACCAGAAUGAUUCACAGUCUGAUGCUGGUUUAGACAUGCUCUCUAAAAAUGACAAUAGUAGAAUAUUUCAUCAAGAUGCCUACUGUGAAAUAUGUGACCGUGAAUUCUGUAAUAAGUAUUUCUUGAAAACCCACAAAGCAAAUAAACAUGGUGUAUAUGAAAAUUCACCAUUUUCGUAUGGAAAUACCUCUGGGUUUUCUAAUUUGCCUGUUCCUCUUCCAAUGGUACAUCAGAAGGAAGCCCCUUUGCUUGCACCAAGCAAAAUAGCACCUUCCCCCCCAGCUACACCCAAGGUUGAAGCAAUAAUUCAGUCAAUGAUAAAAGCAGAAACACCAAAAGCGCCACCCCCAGUUACAGUGUUAGCCUCUAGCAAACAACACACAGAAACAACAAGUUCAGCUUCCAAAAACUCUACACAUCCAGAUAUGGAAGACUACUGUGAAAUAUGUCAAAAGCAUUUCUGUAACAAAUACUACCUCAAGAAGCAUAAACAAGAUGUUCAUGGUAUAGUGCCUGAAACUCCAGCCUCAUCAUCCAAACGUAAUCGUUCUAACUUUGACAUCCCAUUUACUUCUUCAGCAACGUCCUCCCCAAUAAUCUUACCUCAUACCAUUGCAAGUAUGGCUAAUAUGGCUGGCUUACCCACUAUGCCCAAUAUGCCUGGUGUUAUGGUAUUGAACCCUUUUAUGCCUCCUGUAGCUAUCAUCCAAGCUCAGUCAUUACUUCCUCAUCAGCAACUUCAUCCACAGUCACUACCACAAGUUUCCCAACCAUUACAGCUGUCACCAAGAACUGAUUCUCAAUCAUCUGCUUGCAAGAUGGCGUCAUCAUCCCAUUCUACACUACUAUCUUCAGCCCAUGCUGAAACAUCCAGAAACAUUGGUAUUCUUAAUGCAGAUGCAUACUGUGAACUAUGCCAUAAGGAAUUCUGCAAUAAACUGUUUCUCAAGAUACAUAAAGCCAGUAAACAUGGCGUCUUUACAGAUGAUGGGAUUGAAAUUCCUCCAGCUUUUCUUCACAUGACGAAAGACUUACCCCUACCCAAAGAGACAAAACAAGAAGUGGAUAUUCCAAAAAGUCCAUCUACUCAAAGUUCAAGCCAAGAAAACUAUAUCACAUACUGUAAGCCAUGCAAUAAGGAGUUUUCUAAUAAGUACUCCUACAAAAUUCACUGCAUGAAUGUACACGGUAUGUUGCAAGAAACUUGUAGUGAUCUUUGUGGAGAACCAAAUGGAUCAGAAGCUAUUGCCCCCAGAAUGGAUAUCCCUGGAUCAGAAGGUUUGUUGAAAGUAGCAAGUGAAGCCCAAGCUGCCAGUAAUAACAGUAACAAUACUAAUGCUUCUACCAUGUUUGGAAAUAUGAUAGCAGCCAAAUUAGCAGAUCGUGUUAUAUGUGAUAUAUGUAACAAAGAACUUUGCAAUAAAUACUUCCUGAAGGCGCAUAAACUUAAAGUGCACGGCAUUGACAUUGGCCUAAGUGAAACUUCUGAAAAGAAAUGUGAGCAAUUUCAAUUUAUCAGUGGAUUAAAACAAUCUGGUAGUUUAAAACAAGAUAUGAAUGAUAUGCCCAUGUUCAUACCAGAAUUAUUUGCCCAGGAAUUAUUAGCCAGAGCACAGAACGCGAAGAAAAUUGACUUAAAUGCAACUCCUCCAUCUGAUAAACCAACAUAUGAAGAGCUGAUGAAGCUUGGAAUUGACCCUGAAGCAUAUUGUGAGAUAUGUAAGAAAGAGUUUUGCAGUAAAUAUUUUCUUAGAACUCACAAGCUAAACAUCCAUGGUAUUAAAUCUGAAAAAUUGGAAUCUGAGAAGGACAGAUCCUACCCACUUAUCCCAAUGAUGCCAGGUCUGCCAAGCCUGCCAAUGAUGCCUGGAUUUCCAUUUGUACCAACAUGUACAUCAUUAUCGAAUAUGCCAUUAUUGACAUCUAAUCUACCAUCUACCCCAUCCAGUAGUAGUUCAAAGAACAAUGUAAAUGAUGGCUAUGAGAAACAUACAUGGCGCUGGAAGGAACCUGUCAAUUCUUCAAGAGUAAUCUGUGAAAUCUGUAACAAGGAAGUUUGUAAUAAAUACUUCUUAAGGACACACAAGUUGAACAAACAUGGUAUUGUACCAAGUGAUAAAUCCCUUUCACCAACAGUGAGUGGUUCCCCUGCUCUUUCCGAUUGUGAUACAGCCAGCAACACUUCCAGCCAACCUGAUCAAAAUAUAGCUGACAAAACCACAUACCAAUCAAAACCAGAAAAUCUUUCAAUGCCAAGAAUUUCUACAUCAAGUGAAAAAUCACAGUCAAAGAUGAUGGAUAUCAAAAAAAAGGAAGAAGAUUUACCAAGCAAUAAAACCCCAGAAAUAUGCCAUCUUUGUGAUAUGCACUUUCAAAAUGGUAAAUGGCUGAAAGCUCACAUAAUGAAAGAUCAUGCUUCUUUUCCUAGGAAUGAAGCCGUUGAUAUGCGACUUCCUUUAAAACAAGCAACAAGUGAUGAAUGUAAAGCAUGUGAAGUGUGUGGUGAUAUAUUUGCCAAUGAAUUAACAUUACAGCUUCAUUUAAUACAGGAACAUAAUGCCAAGGUGACAUUAAAAACUGAUGAUAUACAAAAUGGUGAUAGUGAUCCUGUUUCUUCCAAUUCAGAAGAGGAAGUAGAAGAAAUGAGGAAAUCAUCUGGGACAUUAAAUGAUCAGGUCGAUUAUUCUUGUGUUUUGUGUGAUUACAAGACUAAAUGGUUGUCUAAUCUUGUAGCUCAUGAAGAAAAAAUGCAUAACAUUUUAAACAAUCAAUCUACAAUGUUUUCUUGUAAAUUGUGUCCAAAGUCAUUCCCAGAUGAACUUAUGCUUUCAUAUCAUGUCGAUAAGUAUCACACCGAUGUCAAUAGGUCUAUCUCAGGGAGUCCAACAAGACAAGAACUAAAAAAAUUCAAAUGUACUAUGUGCAGUGAAAGGUUUGGGUCAAGAGUUAUAUGUCACAAACACUUCCAAGAGGUACAUGCCAAAAGUAAGACAUCCAACUCCAGUGUUGCCAAGACAAAGUUGUCAUGCACGAGCUGUCAAUACAGCACUCGAUACCCACAACUGUUGAAAAGACAUAUGCAACGUCUACACAGUAAAUUGAAUGGGAAUGGUAAUGUCGGUACUAAUGAAUUCUCAGAAAGACAGAAGUUUGAAGAUGUGUAUGAUAAUGAUAUGAUGUGCGAUGAUGUUGAAGAAGAAGAUGAUGUUGAUAUGAAAAUGAAGUUGUUUAAGCCAGUAAAUCAGUUCCAGUCACAACUUGAUGAGAAGAGAAUGGUAAAACCUAGAUUUUCACCUUUAACCCAUUGACUGCAUGUUAUCCCCCACGUCUACAAUUUUUACUUUAAGCUUGAGUCAGUAGACAGUUAAGGCCAUGUGUAUUAUAAUUAUAGACGUACUUAAUAAUAUAGAAUCAAGAGGUCAACAUAUUUUGGGGAAUUCUAAACUCAGAUGCAAACUAAUACAUGUAUGUAAGUACAUGUAAGCUUGGUGAUGCUUAGAUACAUGUAGCUGCUAACAUGUGAAAAGUCCAGGGGAAAAACGAUGUAAGUCACAUUUUUGUCUUUUUCGCAUAAAAGGCAAAACAGACUUUUGGACGAGAAUGCUUGACACGAACAGAACGAUGAGUGGGUUUAAUUACAACUUCAAAAUGAUGUUUAAUACGAAUCAUAAUUACCAGUACAACAACUGACUUCCACUUUUGAGCCAAAUUAAGGUCAAAUAAAUUUGAUGGACUUGUAUUUGUCCGGGAGGCCAUUUCAGAAGGGCCUUGGUUCGAUGUGACUCCUAUCGUUUUUACCUGAAGUUGAUUGUUCCACAAAAAACUUAUACAAUUUGCUACCAGAUGGCGCCAUUAACUGGGGUUUGUUGAAAAAGUGACUUAGAUCGUUCGUCCCCGGGACUCUUCAUGUAUAAUAUGCUUUUUAUAUGCAGUCAUCUGUUGAAUAAGUGGUAUAUUGUGCAACUGUGAUAUAUAAUCACUUUCAAAAGUCCAAACAUUUUACAUUUAGCUUUGAAUUAUUUUGCUGUAAAUGUAAAAUUUUGAUUGUAAUGAGCAAAUCAGUGGGGUGCACCAAAUGAUAUUUAAAUUGAUUUUCAUAAGAUUCUUAUCUUCAAUAUCAAUUGGCCUUUCUAUCUGUCUUAAGUGGGCUUUAAGUUCAUUUUACCUCAGGAAAAUAAGUGUGAUUUCUAGGUCUACAAAUAUGAGUGCAAUGUAUAUUAAUGUUAUUAUUUUUACCAUUACCUUAACACAUUUUGUGUUGUGCAUGUUUGAGUACUACUCCCACACAUCUGCAAGUAUUGUUUUGUAAAAAAGACAUUUUAUCCGAGGUUUUGUUAUGUCAAAUGAAAAUCAAAACCUUUAUUUAUUAAAGGACAUGGCCUCUUUGAUCUGGGUUACAAAAUAACAAAGUCAGUUAGAUUAAAUAUAUGUUAAUUGUUUGCGCGAGAUGGAAAUCGUUUACUACAGUCUAAGCAACAAAAAAAACAACAGAAAUAACCAGACCACCAGAUUCAGCCUGAAAUGAAACUCAAACAAUAUACAAUUUGUCCCAUAGUAUGGGACCCAUACCAUAUUUUGACAUAAAUCAAAGAGGUCUUGCUUCUUAAAGUUUGAUUCCAGUAUAUUUUUAUUUCCUUGUAUUAAUAUCAUGAUGCAAUGAGUAUAUAUUUGCAUUGCAUGGAGGCAGCAUAUUUUUCCAUUUGUUUAUUCAUUUCAUAUCUAUUAUAUUUUACCACAUACAUGUUCAUGUAUGUACAUUGUACCAAUUCCUUACAUUAAAAUGAAUCUCAGUAUUACUUCAUCUUGAUCAAAAUCUGAAGGAAUGUUGUUUAAGUUUACAUGUAUAAAUUGUUCAAAUUUACCAUAUUGAUUAUUUCUUCAUUCAAUGUUGGCUUGCUUAUAUGAGAAACUGGACAGAUUAUUUCUUCACAUUCUAUACAUUAAUAUUGACAAAUACAACACAACAAUUUGUCAUAUUUUGUGCUUUAUUUUCAAUGUCAUUCAUCUUAAAUAUAUUAAAGAGGCAGUAGUUUUAGUUUUAGAUACCAUAGCAUUUGGCAUCCCAUUCCCUAGAUAUAUUUUUUAUACGCCCACAUUUUCAUGUGGACGUUUAUUGUUGUCGCCCCCGUCCAUCCGUCCGUCCACAAUUGUUUGUGAACAGUCUACAGGUCACAAUUUUUAUCCGAUUUCAAUGAAACUUGAAAUAUAGGUUUAUCACCCUAAGAUCUCGGUUCCUUUCGAUAUUGCCAUGUAGCGGACCGUAACUUCAUGAAUUAUGGCCCCUGAUUGCACGAAAAAUCAUGUUUUUAGCUUGUGAACACUGUAGAGGUUACAAUUUUUAUCCGAUUUGGUUUAAACCUGAAAUAUGUGCUUAUAACCCAAAGAUCUUGGUUCCUUUCGAUAUUCGUGCAUAUCGGAACGUAACUUCCUGAAUUAUGGCCCCAGAUUGUAUGAAAAAUCGCGUUUUUACCUUGUGGACCCUAUAGAGGUCAUAAUUUUUAUCUGAUUUAAAAAAACGUAUUAUUAUAUCACCGUUACACCCUAAGGAUGAUUGAGUUAGAAUUUCGUGAAAAUCGGCCCAAAACUGACAGACAAAAUGGCCGUCGUUCGUUCUCAAAUAGCGUAAAAAUAUGGUAUAUCAAGGUUGUGGACCCUAUAGAGGUCACAAUUUUUAUCCGAUUUUGUUGAAACUUGAAAUGUAAGUUUAUAACCUAAAGAUCUCAGUUCUUUUCGAUAUUCGCGCAUAUUGGACCGUAACUUCCUGAAUUAUGGCCCCUGAUUGUACGAAAAAUCGCGUUUUUAGCUUGUGGACCCUAUAGAGGUCAUAAUUUUUAUCCGAUUUAAAAAAACGUAUUAUUAUAUCACCGUUACACCCUAAAGACGACCGAGUUCAAAUUUCGUGAAAAUCGGCCCAAAACUGACAGACAAAAUGGCCGCCAUUCGUUCUCAAAUAGCGUAAAAAUAUGGUAUAUCAAGGUUGUGGGCCCUAUAGAGGUCACAAUUUUAUCCGAUUUUGUUGAAACUUGAAAUGUAAGUUUAUAACCCAAAGAUCUCGGUUCCUUUCGAUACUAGCGCAUAUUGGAACGUAACUUCCUGAAUUAUGGCCCCUGAUUGUACGAAAAAUCGCGCUUUUUAGCUUGUGGACCCUAUAGAGGUCAUAAUUUUUAUCUGAUUUAAAAAAACGUAUUAUUAUAUCACCGCUACACCCUGAUUGUACGAAAAAUUGCGUUUUGAGUUUGUGGACCCUAUAGAGGUCAUAAUUUUUAUCCGAUUUAAAACUUGAAAUGUAAGUUUGAAACUUGAAAUGUAAGUUUAUAACCCAAAGAUCUCGGUUCCUUUCGACAUUCGCCCAUAUCGGAUUGUAACUUCCUGAAUUAUGGCCCCUGAUUGUACGAAAAAUCAUGUUUUAGCUUGUGGACCCAUUAGAGAUCAUAAUUUUUAUCCGAUUUAAAAAACUGUAUUAUUAUAUUACCGUUCCACCCUAAGGACAGUUGAGUUUGAAUUUUGUGAAAAUCGCCCCAAAAUUGACAGUCAAAAUGGCCGCCGUUCAUUCUCAAUUAGCGUAAAAAUAUGGUAUAUCAAGGUUGUGGACCCUAUAGAGGUCACAAUUUUUAUCUGAUUUUGUUGAAACUUGAAAUGUAAGUUUAUAAUCCAAAGAUCUCGGUUCCGUUCGAUAUUCGUGCAUAUCGGACCGUAACUUCCUGAAUUAUGGCCCCUGAUUGUACCAAAAAUCGCUUUCUUUUUAGCUUGUUCUCUAUCCAUCUCUCGAAAAUGUGGGCGUAUCCUGCCUGGCAGCCGCUUGUUAUCCGAUUUAAAAAAACGUAUUAUUAUAUCACCGUUACACAUUAAGGAGGGCUGCGUUCGAAUUUCGUGAAAAUCGGCCCAAAACUGACAGACAAUAUGGCUGCCCCUCGUUCUCAAAUUGCGUAAAAAUAUGGUAUAUCAAGGUUGUGGACCCUAUAGAGGUCACAAUUUUUAUCCGAUUUUGUUGAAACUUGAAAUGUAAGUUUAUAAUCCAAAGAUCUCGGUUGACUGCUGGACAUGAUUUGAGGAAAUUACACUUGGGUUAUUUUUAAAACACCUACAUAUAAAUGUGGUUGUAUAUUGUUGUCACCCCUGUCCUUCCAGAGGCUAAUUUUAUAAACAAAAGUGUAUGUAGGUGCAUGACGCAAAAAAGCGUAUUAAUUUUCAGAUAGGCUUAUCAUUUGUUAGAACCAGUACAUAUUUUAUAUAAUAAAUGUUAGCACUAGGAAGAGCUAGAAGUUCAUCAAAUUUUAAUUAUUUUUGAUAACUACAUUUUCUUCAUUUAGUUUCUUGGAAAUGCUCCCAUUGCCUACGGAAGAAUAGAUAUGAGACAACCUUUGCCGACUGCUUGGGCAACUUAGCUGCUGUGGGUGUAUGACUUGUUGUCUGGCAACCUAUCUUUUGAAUGUGAAAUAAAUUAAAUGUACUUCUGCCUCUUUAAAAACUUCAACCUAAAGAUGUAAACUCUAGUAAAUAGUCUGAUAAUUUGGCCACAUUAAGUAAAGCACAAAACUUACGGAAUAUAUUUACAGAAUUCAGUAGAUGCAACCUUUCAGCAAAGGUUCUCCGUAAGAAGCUAGUUAAGACAAGAGAACAGUUGUUGGAACUUGCUACUAUUAAAUUCCUUAAAUAUUGCUCCAUAAAACUUUUGUGUUUUAUAAGCUAGUAUCCCUCACAUGGUUGUCAGCCUUCUUUAAAACCAGUAAACAAAAGACCCCUAUUAAAAAAACAAGACAGGUUUUUAUAUACUUAUUUAUUUGGUUUUGUUUUCUUUUUGUAAGCGUGAUUUAAAACAAAAGUUAUAUAUUAUGGGCAAUAAUGUGAUCCUAUAAAAAUAUGUGUGUGUUUGAUGAGUGAAUUUGGGAUUGUUGUGGUCCUAUAUAUAUAUGAUUUUUACUAUUAAUUAACAUAUAUUACAUUCUAUUUUGUGUGACAAUUUGGUAGAUAAUGGACAGAAGAAUAUAUUAUUAAUCUUCCCUGUAUUUAUGAUAUAUUUUAAAGAUAUAUUUCUAUCCCCCCCCCCCUCUCCCUCCCGCCUCCUUCCCUUUUUGAUUUUCCAAAUGUGUUGACUUUUUCAUGUAUUUAUCUAUUUUAAUGUGUCAAUUUAUGAUGUAUUUUUGAUAUGCACAGUUGCAGAUACUUCCAGAAAUUGCCAAAGUAUGGUCAUUGUGUUUUAUUGGAAAGUUAAAUAACAGAGUGUUAAUAAUUAAGUGUAUAAUGUAUGUUUGUGCAGUUUUUAUUGCUGACCACAUCAAAUACCAUGCAUGAAGAUACUAAUAUAUUCAAUAUAUCCUAUCAUAUAAAAUAUAUUCACAUUCAACAUUAAGAUGUAGAUGAUUUUACUACUAAUUGGACUCUAUGUAAAUAAUCCACAUAAUAGAAUGGAGUAAAGAUUAUAACAACUACACAAAAUAUAAGGUGUUGAUUAUGGGUACUUAGAAAUUAUGGUAUCUUUUAGUUUAAUGUAUGUAUAGCGGUAUAGUUCUGUAUUAUUGUACUUUGUUGUAAUAUCUCUUUAUCUAGUCUUUCCUGGUUAUAGGAACCAGUUGACCAAAGCAUCCCACUUACAAAUACCUCAUUGCUACAGAUCUAUGUACAAAGAUUUCUGUUUCUCCAUCCUUUAAUUGUAUAAUAAAUAGUGAGAAAGAAAACAGGACAAAAAUAUAUAACAAUUAUUUUGCAAAGAUCUGUAGCUUUAUAUCCUUAAAUUAUAUUAUAAACAUUUAUGUAAUAAUUAUUGAUGCUCGCUAUACAUUUACAUACAUAUAUCUGUUUAUUUGAACCAUAUCCUCAUCAUUAAGAGGUUGCUUAUUAUUACAAGUAUAAACUAGUAAUAUAAUCUAUCCACAUAGUUAAUGUAUUGUUAUCUGUUAGAAUAACAUAGCUAUAGCUAUUGUUUUAGUGGGUCAGUGUUUAGAUGCAUAAUAACAAUACAUGUAUACAACUAGUACUGUACAUGUACAUCAUAUACAUACAUACAUAUACACACCCACACACUGGCAAUUAGUAGGUCAGAGAAUACACUUGAUACAUGCAGCCUUCAAUAGUAUACAAUUUAUUUUUGUUCCAUUAUGAUAUUUAGCAUCGAUUAUAUGAUUAAAAGUAUAUUAGAUUUAAUUUUGUUUAACCAAAAUUUUAGAACCCUUUUGUUCAACAGAUUAUAAUCUUUUGUUAUGCCUUGUUUUUGUUAUAUCUCACUUUUAAGUUGAUGUGCCUAUUUACAUGUAGUAUUUAAUCAUUUCUGACUGGAAUACACUAAUAAAAAUUUUUAAGUUUAAUAUUUCUCGAAUGAUAAUUGAGUUUUAUAAAAAAAAUUGUGUAGAAAAUGUAAAGCUUUUUUCAAAAAUAUUUCCUUAAUAGUAAUGAAUGGUAACUUUCUGCCAAAGAUACUAAGCAAUAAUCAUUAUUAAUAAAGAGCAAAAUGUUAUCCUUUUCUUCCUUUACUGUUAUUGAAAUGUUCAUAGAUGAAUAUAUACUAAUGUACAUGUAUAAUAGAUAUCUGUAUAAAUAGAAUCAUUUAUUAAAAAAAAUUUAAUGAGUGAUUGUAUGGUUAUCAAUCAUAAGAGAUAGUAUUUGGUAAAAUAUUGCAUGUGGAUGUAGUUUAUAUAAUGUUAAUGUAUAUGUAAACUGUACUCGUAUCAAUUAGUAUACAUUAUAUUAUAUAAUAAUAAGUAUACUUAGAUAUGAGUAGAUUAAGAAUGUGUAUUCUAAUUCCAUAUCUCAGGUAUUUUCAAUAAUUUGUUCACUAUGUUUUUGUUGGUUGUGUUAUUUAUGACUUAUUUAAUAAUAUGACAGAUUUUUACCCCAGCUUUGCAUUAUUCCUUCAAAUACCUCACUUGGUUUGUUUUUUCUCUAUUUUUAUUAUAAUUUUAUUUCCAUUUAGAAGAAGGCUGCAUGUAAACAAUUUGAUAUAGUGGAAUUGUGUAUAUUUUCCUCUGUGUUUUAUUAUUUCCACAGAGUUUGAAUUCAGGGAUUCUAUUUCUUAUCUUGUAUAUCAUCUUCUGUGUGGUUUAUUGAUUGUGAGCUGAUUAUAAAAGAUAAACCAGAUAAUAUAUUUAUUUAUUUUGUGUAUACAUCAACCUACAUUUUACUGGAUGUUUGUUCCAUGUUGAAACAGCAUCUCUUGUCCAGGACAGGUCUUAACUAAUGUCCCUUCUAUGUCUGUAAUAAUCAUUACUAUUAGCAAACAAUGCCAACAUUUUAUUUGUAAAUAUAUAGUUAUUGUUAUUUAUUUUACCUUUAAAUUUAGUACAAAAUCCAGCUUUGAAUUGACUGUAAAAUCAUUGUAGGUCUAUAAUGAAAAGUAGAUAAAGAAAUAAAGUAGAAAACAUGUAUAUGCAUGUACACAUAAAUGUGGGUUUGUUUUUUAAAUAUGUGAUUAAUGGAAAAAUGACCUGAAGGCACUAUAACAUUCGUUUGUCAUCUCACAUAUAAAAAAUGAUCUUGAAGAUUAAACAUAAAACAUUUCUACAGCAUAAAUUAAGAUAUUUUACCUUUUAAAAGACAUUUCACCUUGUGAUAGAGCUCUUGUGCUAAGGUGAAAGAAAAAUUGUAUACAAACUUGUCUAAAUUGUUAUGCAUUAUAUAUUAAGUACCUUUUAGGGUUAUGGGCAUGAAUGCUCUGUUCAAAAUCACUGAAUUGCAUUAUGUUGAUAAAUUCAAAAGCGAGAAAGUGUUGAUUCAUAUAAAACUACAAUGGUCACUAUUCCACAAAGAUAUUCAAAGCUGGAUUUUGACAACCAAUUCAACAGACAGUUUCAUUUUGUUGUGUAUAUUUAUUGAAUAUAUUUAUUGUACAAAUUUCUAUAACAGACCUUUUUAAGAUGAGAAUUUACACAGUGAUAUUUUUUUUAUUUAUUUAUAAGAAAGGAAAAACCAAACUUACUAAUUGUUUAAUUUGGCACAAUAUCAGUACUUACUUGAAACCAGUUGUUCAUUUCUAUAGGCCCACAUGGAAAUGUGGACGUAUAUUGCCGUCGCAGCUGUCUGUCCGUCUGUCUGUCGGUCCGUUCUUGUGAAUGCUCUAAAGCCAAAAGUUAUCAUCCGAUUGUUUUAAAAUUGAUAUAUGUUGUUGACAUUAGUGAGAUAAAGAAGCCUAUUUAAUUUCAAUAAUUUCCAUUUAUUACGUCUAGAGUUUAUGGCCCUUGUUUCACUUUGUUGGACCGUGUGAACACUCUAACAUCUAAAGUUAUAAUCCGAUCUUUGUGAAAUUUAUAUGUCAUUUAAAUUAGUAAAAAAAAGAAUCGUAUUGAAUUUCAGCAAUUUCCCUUUAUUACUUCUAGAGUUAUAGCCCUUGUUUCACUUUGUUACACCUUGUGAACGCUCUAACAUCAAAAGUUAUCUACCGAUCUGUAUGUAAUUUAUAUGCAGCAUUUAAAUUAGUAAAAAGAAGAAUACUAUUGAAUUUCAGCAAGUUCCGUUUAUUAUUACUAGAGUUAUGGCCCUUGUUUUACUUUGUGAACCUUGUGACAAAAGUUAUCAUCCGAUCUGUAUGUAAUUUAUAUGCAUUAUUUAAAUUAGUAAAACGAAAAAGCCUGUCAAAUUAUACAAUUUUCUGUAAAUUACUUCCAGAGUUAAGGCCUUUGUUUCAGUUUGUAGAACCUUGUGAACCCUCAAACGACAAAAAUUAUAAUCUGAUCUGUAUGAAAUUAUCUUGUAAAUGCCCCCAAUUACCUACAAAAGAAUAAAUAUGCGUUGACCCUUGCCAACCACUCGGACAAUUUAGCUGCUGUGGGCGUACGUUUCGUUGCCUGGCAACCUAUCUUUAUUACUUGUACUAAAUAUUUUAAGGUCUUCUGAAAUAACUACCAAACUCACUAAAUUUAUUUGAUAUUUGAUCAGUACUGUUUAAUGUUCAGAGCUGUUAAAUGUAAAAUAUUGCAACAUGUAUGAUAAAAGAUAUCAAUUUCAUUUGGUUUCCUCUCUGUUCAAAUUAAUAAAGCAGACAGCAGCUACAAAAUUUUAGAGUUCUUUUGAAAGAUUUCCUACACAAUGUGCCAUUAAGACUGACUGGUUUAUUUCUGUUUUCUUGUUUCAAACUCCUAUCUUAUAUCCUUGUCGAUAUUGAUUAAUUUAAAUUUAGGCACUUUGUAGUCAGUCACAAGAUAAACCAUUGAUUAGCAUUGUUGAAAACAAUCAACACCAAUUGUUCAGCGGAAAUUAAAAUUUCAAUAGAAGAUCAUUAUCAUUGAUAUGGUGAUAAUGCAGGUUAAGUAUGCACCAUUAAAUUCUGGCCAAAAAAAAGUCAGAAUAACAGUUCAAAAGAAAUUUGACAUGUUGAAUUGUAAAUAUAUUUUCUUGCUAUAUUAGUAGUUAUUUUAGAAGACAUUCCCCCAGAAUUUGUAAUAUUUUCUUCCAUUGUCAUCCAUGUUGAUGUCUGUGAAAAAAAAUUGUUGUUACUUAUUUUUACCAACAGAUUUUAUUUUCAGUGAAAUCUGUUGAUGAAAUGGCUUGCUUGUUUAUAAUAUUCCCAUACUUAAAAAUCCUAUUGACUUAUCAGUAUGCAAACUUAGGCAAAACAAUCGGUAUUUUUGUAAAGUGGAGUGAAUUUUAUUUGCACCUGUCCAUGUAGAUGGUGGUUUUGUAUGCAAUAAAUCCCAAAAUUUA